UAAUAUCACUUUAUCAUAUAUUUGUAUACAUUUUUUUACAAAGUAGAAACUUAAUAAACGUUACAUUUAUUUUUUCGUGUACAAUUAUUAUUUCUAGAUAAUAAAAAACAUGAAGCAAGAUCAUCAACAUGCAAUUGGUGUUCCAAUUUCAGCUCCACCAAAUCAAUCAGUUGCAAUUGCUGGAGAGUUCUCUAGUGGUCUUUGUGAUUGUUUCUCUGAUUGUUCUCUUUGUUGUAUGACAUGUUGGUGCCCAUGCAUCACUUUUGGACGUAUAGCAGAGAUUGUUGACAAAGGUUCAUCAUCAUGUGGUGUAAGUGGAGCAUUGUAUUCACUACUUUUGGUAUUGACUGGAUGUCAAUGGAUAUAUUCAUGCACUUAUCGUUCAAAGUUGAAGGCUCAACUUGGAAUGCCAGAGAAUAGUUGUGGAGAUUGUUGUACUCACUUUUGGUGUGAAGCUUGUGCCUUGUGCCAAGAGUACCGUGAACUUCAACAUCGUGGCUAUGAUCUUGCCCUCGGAUGGCAAGGUAAUGAGGAGAGGAAAAACCAGGGGAUGGUACCUCCAUCAAUGGCAGGAGGCAUGACGCGAUAAGCUGAUCUGAUAAGCAUUUAUUGAAUUAAUUCAAAAUCAAAGAUAAUUAAAAUACUGUGUUGCAUACUUGUAUUGUACUCGUAGACAUGAAUAAAUUCUUGUGUAAUUUUUAAGUUUGUUUGUAUCAAAAGUCUAAUUUUAGCUUCAUUCCUUUCUUUUAUUUGUUUAAUUAUUUAAUUUUUUAAUUUGUGAGGGUUUCACACUUUUUCUAUAGAGAAUAAUUGAGGCCUUGAGGGUGUGAGCAUGUGUACUGUGUACAAUAUUUGUUCCGGGUUGAUGAAUAAAUAAUAUUUACUUUUGUAUUAUAAA
Molecule: messenger RNA, 898 nt
Organism: Chenopodium quinoa (quinoa)
Lineage: Eukaryota; Viridiplantae; Streptophyta; Magnoliopsida; Caryophyllales; Amaranthaceae
Product: cell number regulator 9-like
Exons: 4
Coding region: 110-589 (159 amino acids)
Source: RefSeq, a predicted model, not a curated record